Messenger RNA from Conger conger (European conger), 1609 nucleotides. It is a transcript of the gene plpp1b, whose product is annotated as phospholipid phosphatase 1. The record is from RefSeq and is a predicted model, not a curated record. The transcript has 6 exons. Gene Ontology annotation, molecular function: phosphatidate phosphatase activity. Bases 463 to 1317 code for a protein of 284 amino acids. Gene Ontology annotation, biological process: phospholipid metabolic process; signal transduction; phospholipid dephosphorylation. Lineage: Eukaryota; Metazoa; Chordata; Actinopteri; Anguilliformes; Congridae.
AGGUGGAGCGACAUGGCGAGGGGUAUCGUAUUGUACAGGCAGACACGCGAUAGGCUCUUUUCUGUCUGAUCAGUGUAAACCCGGCAUGACAUCUAGUAGUUAUUCGCGUUGACCGCAGUUCAGGAACUAUGAAACACCGACUACAAUAGGAAAAACUUGUGCUGAUGAGACGGCGAGGUGGAUCAAGUUCACUGGGCGAAGAUCAACGAACAACCUCCUAAUUCUUUCAGUUCGUAUUAUUCUGUCGGCUGCUAGGAUGAUUCAGCUACGACUGUCGCUCGCCAUUGCGCCUUCCAUAUGCGUUUAGGUUUUAGGACUGUUUUAGCUUUUAGUUAUUUAUUUAAUGCAACGAACAUCCUAUGUUGAUACUUCUCGAGGAGACGCAGCAGCAAGGGGACCCGCGACUGAUAUCCUACAAGGACCCGUUUAUUCGUUUGUAAAAGCUGACUACGAACACCAAACAUGUUUGAAACAAGAGGGAUUCUGAUGGUUCUCCUUGACAUAAUCUGCUUAACACUAGUGGGACUCCCGUUUGCAAUACUCUCAUCACAACACAUGCCAUUCAUACGUGGAUUCUACUGCGAUGACGACUCCAUCAAGUACCCACGUAAAGAAGACACCAUAUCCUACCAGUUACUGGGCGGGGUAAUGAUUCCCUUCGUAGUGCUGUCUUUGAUCAUUGGAGAGUGCCUUUCGGUGCAUCUAAAGCGCAUCAAGUCCAAGUCGUGCAUCAAGAACGACUACGUGGCCUACCUCUACAAGACUAUUGGCACUUUUCUGUUUGGCGCGGCGAUGAACCAGUCGCUGACCGACAUUGCCAAGUACUCGAUUGGCCGGCUGAGGCCGCACUUUUUGGACGCGUGCAAGCCUGUGUGGGAGAACAUCGACUGCAAAUCCGGGGGCUACAUCGAGAACUUCACCUGCACGGGAGACAGCACCGAGGUGCAGGAAGCCAGGGUCUCCUUCUAUUCCGGUCACUCCUCGUUCUCCAUGUACUGCAUGGUGUUUCUCGCUCUCUACCUGCAGGCCAGGCUCCGGGCAGAGUGGGCCAGGCUUCUCCGCCCCACCGCGCAGUUCUUCCUGAUAGCAGCCGCUUUCUACGUGGGCCUCUCGCGCGUGUCUGACUACAUGCACCACUGGAGCGACGUCCUCGUGGGGCUCACUCACGGGGGCGUCAUCGCCAUACUGACGGUAGUGUGUGUGUCGGAUUUCUUCAAAAAGUCUGUGGCGCCCCACAGAAAACCGGAGGAGGACAUGCCCCACUGCAGUCUACAGGAGAGCCCGACCAACGGAAACCAUUACGGCAGCACUCACUGACCAAUGCCCACAGUCUGGGAGUCAAACGCUGCAUCGCAAUGUCUUGGAUGCAUGUGCAAGUCUGAAAGUUCAGGACAGGUUAAUUGUGUCGAUUUAUGAACGUUGCCUUUGUUGGACUGCUGUAUCUGCUACCAAAGUUUCUUCUGUAGUGUUCACAUACACCCAAAUAUUAAUGUACAUAUGAAACACAUCCAGACAAAAAAAAAAAAGUUGCUUCGUUUAGUUUAGUUUUUUUUAUAAAGUAAACCAAAAAUAAUUUGUUGAAUUUCUUUUAUUAAAAUCCUUAAAAUUA